AUGCGGUCGCUUCCCGAUGAGGUACAAGAUGUCAUCAAGCGGUUUACCGUCGACCAUCUGAAGCUAGAAGAGAUCAGCGGGAAAAUUGAGGCCCAGAUGAAGGAGGGCUUGGCCCGAAAAGGUGCCUCUUCGAUCGCCAUGCUACCAUCUUAUGUGCCAGCACUUCCCGAUGGCUCAGAGGUGGGCCAAUAUGUGGCCAUCGAUUUGAGCGGGAAGAAUCUGCGAAUUAUGUUGCUUACACUAACUGGGCCCGGACAAGAUCCGAACGCUGUAAACAACAAUUACAUCGUCCCAAACCAUGUCAUGAAGGGGACUGGAGACCAGCUAUUUACCUUCAUCGUAAAUUGCCUGCAGCGGUUUCUGCAAGAAUUUGGAUUAGUUGACGCAAAUUUACCGAUUGGGUUCGUCUUCUCUUAUCCGUGUGAGCUGUUGUCGAUUCGCUCGGCUCGCCUUCUUUGGUGGACAAAGGGGUUCGACAUCAAGGAUUGCCUUCAAAAAGAUGUAGUGGCGCUUCUAGAAGAGGCCCUGGAAAUGAAUAUGUCAACAAAGGCCCAAAUAAAAGCCGUGAUGAAUGACACGGUCGGGCAACUGGCAGCGGCUGCUCACAAAUAUGGACCUACGUGUACGAUUGGAGUUGUUAUUGGAUACGGAUGUAACUCUUCUUACCUGGAGAAGACGCAAAAUAUUGGAAAAUUCGAUGCUGCUACGGCCGGUUAUCAUCACCCUAGCAUGGUCGUCGUCACCGAAUGGGAGGAAUUCGGCUCAAAUGGCGAGCUCGAUGAAAUUCUGACGCAGUUCGAUACCGAAAUCGACAAAGCAUCGGUGCAUCAGGGAAAACAAAUCAUCGACAAGCUCACCGGUGCCCUUUAUCUCGGAGAAUUGGUCCGACGAGUGUUGUGGCAGUUGUCGCUUGAUGGUUGCCUAUUCGAAGGGCAGCAAUGCGAACGCCUGGAGUUGACCGACACCUUCCCGACCAAAUAUAUACUGGAAAUACUUGGUGAAGAAGAGGGUAGCUAUCGCGUUUGCCGUCGAGUAUGCGACGAGCUGGAAGUGCCGUCCCAUGGAUCAUCAGAUUAUGCUAUCAUCCGCGAAGUUGCUCAUGCAGUCAGUCAACGCAGCGCUUCGAUUGUUGCUGCAGCCAUCGCUGCACUGCUUCGCCUUGUCGGGCAUGAUCGCGUCCGAAUCGGAGUUGGCGGCGCCUUGAUUCAGUUCCACCCAACCUACCACGUCUUGCUGGAAAACGCACUGAGGACAUUAGCUCCUGCAGAGUGUCACUGGGAGUUGGUCGCCGCUGAUGAGGGCAGCGCCAAGGGAGCCGCAAUGAUUGCAGCCGUGGCCGAAAAGCUUCAUCUC
This is a messenger RNA of Mesorhabditis spiculigera, 1353 nucleotides long. NCBI's taxonomy places the organism in Eukaryota, Metazoa, Nematoda, Chromadorea, Rhabditida, Rhabditidae. The record is from the annotation of a GenBank genome assembly.